Molecule: messenger RNA, 1002 nt
Organism: Akanthomyces muscarius
Lineage: Eukaryota; Fungi; Ascomycota; Sordariomycetes; Hypocreales; Cordycipitaceae
Exons: 4
Coding region: 1-1002 (333 amino acids)
Molecular function (GO): hydrolase activity
Source: RefSeq, a predicted model, not a curated record
AUGAAGAUGAACCUCAGCAGCAAAGACGAGAUACUUUCGUCGGCGAGAAUAGAUCCCGAAUUUGAGGAGUACCUCACUCGCAACGCUACUAUAUCGCUCCAAUCGUUAGAGCGAGCCGCUAUCUCACCUGAUGAAGGAGAACUCAUCGAAAUCGCGAUGCGGGACGGCUAUAGGAGCCAGAUCAUAGUUCACAAACCGACGGCCGCAUGUGACAAAACUCCGGGUCCCGCAAUUGUGCUUCUAUACGGAGGAGGUUUUACGGCGGGCGACAACACUCAGCUCAACCGCUAUGCAAGAGCCAUAAAUAAACUCUUUGGUGUUACCGCCAUAAACAUUUCAUAUCGCCUGGCUCCGGCAAAUACCUUCCCUAUUGCGCCAAAUGAUGCGUGGGAUAGCUUGAAGUGGAUUGCUGCGAACCAAAAGCCACUCAACAUUGACCUUGACGCCGGCUUCGUCAUUGGUGGUGUUUCUGCUGGAGCAAAUUUGUCAGCAGUCUGCUCUCAGAAAUGGCUGUCUGAGGAUUGCUCCCCUCCAAUCACAGGAACAUUACUUCUGAUUCCGUUGCUCCUGCGAGAAGAAAUUGUUCCAAAGGAAUACAAGCACCUUUGGUUGGCUGACGCGCAAAACGCUCAAGCUCCGUUCUUCAACGGCGCGAAUGUCGCCAAAGCAAUAGAUGCCUAUGAACCUGACCUCAACUCACCGGAUUUCUCGCCAUUCAACGCAAAUGGUGCACAUGUUGGACUACCUCGCACAUAUAUCUCAGUGUGCGGCUUGGACCCUUUGAGGGACGACGGCCUCAUAUAUUAUCAGGUAUUGCGGGAGUGUGGAGUGGAGACGAGGUUGGAUAUCUACCCAGGCGUGCCUCACGGACAUUUUAGAAUUCCGCAAUUAAAGUCCGCCCAGAAAUUCUUUAGGGACUUUCUUGAUGCUGUUGGUUGGACCCUAAUGGACGAGAGGGCUCCCGCGGAGGUUGACGAAGCCAUUUCUUCGCUUUCUUUCUAG